AUGUCCGAAACUAUUGAAGGUAACGUUAAGAUUGACAGAAUUUCUCCAGGUGAUGGCUCUUCUUUCCCAAAGACUGGUGACUUGGUGACCAUUCACUACACCGGUACCUUGGAAAACGGUCAAAAAUUCGACUCUUCCGUCGACAGAGGUUCUCCAUUCCAGUGCAACAUUGGUGUUGGCCAAGUUAUCAAGGGCUGGGAUGCCGGUAUUCCUAAGCUUUCCAUUGGCGAAAAGGCCAGAUUGACCAUUCCAGGCCCAUAUGCUUACGGUCCUCGUGGUUUCCCAGGUUUGAUCCCACCAAACGCCACUCUGGUCUUUGACGUCGAACUCUUGAAGAUCAACUAA
Messenger RNA from Lachancea sp. 'fantastica', 345 nucleotides. The record is from the annotation of a GenBank genome assembly. Lineage: Eukaryota; Fungi; Ascomycota; Saccharomycetes; Saccharomycetales; Saccharomycetaceae.